AUGAACAACGAGCAGUUCCGACGGUUGCUUGUCAACCAAGCAGCUGCAAAGUCUCAAGACCAAGGCGCAACCCCAACUGGCAAUGCAUCCCGUGGCAGCGCAACCCCAGGCGGGGCGCUUGGUUCACGGAUGCGGUCCAACAUCCCAAUGACCCCGCGCUCCGUUGGAGGCGUAGACUUUGCGCGCCAACUCGCCGAGAAAAACCGCGAAGCCGAUGGCCGACCCUCCAAGCGGUUCAAGUCGUCUGCCGCCCCCAAAGGCACUUCGAUGCCGACCGGCUACCAAGAUCGCGCGCAGCUUCGCAAUGCAAGCGAUGGAGAGGAAAAAGGCGAAUCCAUCGAGACCCGAAUCAAGGCACUAGAAGAUAUGGUCAAACUAGGACAGAUCGAUCAAGCUACCUUCGAUAAACUGCGUCGCGAACUCGGGGUUGGCGGUGACCUGGAAAGUACACACAUGGUCAAAGGACUGGAUAUGGAUCUCCUGCGAAGAGUUAGAGCUGGAGAGGAUGUGUCACAAGCGGCCGAGAAACCCGCUCCGUCGCCUCCUGCGGAGGAUGUAGACGACGAGUUCGAGCGCCUGGAGGAGCAAGGGCCCACAGAGUUUGCCCCCGCCCCGAAGGAACCAAAGGAGAAGAAGAAGGGAACCAUGGCACCACCACCUACACGGCCAAAGACUCGUGAUGAGAUUCUGCGCGAGCUGAAAGCGAAGCGCGCUGCGGCUGCGGCUCCUGCUCCGCCGCCAGAAUCCACACUCGGAUCCCGGUUCAAGAAGCUGAGCGAUGGAAAGCCUGAAAAGAAGAAGUUUGUGGAGACAGACGAGACGGGUCGCCGACGGGAGGUGCUCCUCAUCACUGACGCGGAAGGAAACACCAAGCGCAAGACUCGGUGGCUCGAUCCGCCAGUCCAAGCACCAGUCGAUGCCGCAGGAGACUUGCCUAUGCCCGACAAGACUGCCAAGCCCCUUGGUAUGGAGGUUCCGGCAGAUAUUGCCGCCCGUGCUGCGGCUGCGGCUGCGGUGCCAGAAGACGAAGAUGAUGAUAUCUUUGCCGGCGCAGGAGACUACAACCCCCUUGCCGGGAUCGAUGACGAUGGCUCGUCUGAGGACGAAGACGGCGAGGUGGCGGAUCCGGCACGCACAGCGGAGAAGGCCCCUGCCAGCGAGGACAAGCCUGACGCAACCGCACCUAGCAAACCCAUCAAUUACUUCGGAGACGAGGCUCCAGCGGAAACAGAAACAGACAACACCAACCCGCUCGCCAAAGAUCCCACCAUCCUUGCUGCCCUCAAGCGAGCUGCUGCCAUUCGACAGGCUUCUCCCUCUGGGGGCGACGAAGGCGAGUCCUCUGAGGCAGCUCAGCGACAGAAGCGCUUCAUCGAGGAAGCUCGUCGUCGUGAUGCAAUGGAUGCUGCUGAUAUGGACAUGGGCUUCGGAGGAAGUCGCAACGAGGACGAGGCGGAAGAAGAUGAUGGUCCCUUGUUGGACUUUGACGAGGACGAGAAGCGAGGCGGGCAGAAGAGGAAGCGUGGACCUAAGAAGAAGAAGGGUGACAAAAACAGUGCUGCUGAUGUUUUGCGUGUUGUCGAGGGCCGCAAGAAGGAUACAUGA
Messenger RNA from Penicillium brevicompactum, 1605 nucleotides. RefSeq lists its product as uncharacterized. Gene Ontology annotation, biological process: mRNA splicing, via spliceosome. The record is from RefSeq and is a predicted model, not a curated record. Bases 1 to 1605 code for a protein of 534 amino acids. Gene Ontology annotation, cellular component: nucleus. NCBI's taxonomy places the organism in Eukaryota, Fungi, Ascomycota, Eurotiomycetes, Eurotiales, Aspergillaceae. The transcript has 2 exons.